Electrophorus electricus (electric eel) is the source of this 3943-nucleotide messenger RNA. It is a transcript of the gene arhgap18, whose product is annotated as Rho GTPase activating protein 18. Gene Ontology annotation, biological process: signal transduction; regulation of actin filament polymerization; regulation of small GTPase mediated signal transduction. Gene Ontology annotation, cellular component: cytoplasm. The record is from RefSeq and is a predicted model, not a curated record. NCBI's taxonomy places the organism in Eukaryota, Metazoa, Chordata, Actinopteri, Gymnotiformes, Gymnotidae. Gene Ontology annotation, molecular function: GTPase activator activity.
GAGGCGGGGUAGGAGGGGGGGACGGCGAGAAGUCCUCGCGACGGCGCCGACGCUCUCCGGUUUACACGCCGACUCCGGUGAUGCCGUGCGCAGCAUGAACCGUCACCACGGCGCGCAGGGAGUCGUCCUGACCGGUUAUGUCAGCAACAGCGAGGCGUCGCCUCCGCCUGGCGGCUGCGGUCGCACCGCGGAACCUCCGUUGUUGAGCCGCAGGGCGGGCAUCUACAAUGUGCAGCGAAACCGUGGGGGCGUGUCGGGCGAGACGCCGACAUACUGGCGCAGCGGGUCGCAGGACUCGCUGGAGGAGCUGGCCCUGGAUGACUACUGGAAGGAGAUGGAGGUGAUCCAGUACAGCGUGGACCCAGAACCUCAGGAGGAGGUGCAGCUCAGAGUGGCUGAAGAGGGUGAGCAAGAAGAGGCGUGGCUGACAGAGGCGGGGCUAGCCACGCUGUUUGAUGAGUCGGCGUCGGACGGCGAGGACGGCAUGGCGCUGCUGUCGACACUGACGCGCACACAGGCCGCCGCCGUGCAGAGACGAGUGGACACGCUCAGCCAGACACUACGCAAACGCAGCAAGCCCUACAGCGUCCCCAACGUCAGGGACAUCUUCAGGCCUGUCCCCGCCCACGAUACGAAGGAUCACGAGUCCACGUCUGGAGAGGGUGGUGAGAGCCAGAAGGAGGAGACAACGUCAACGGGUGAGGGCCAGGGUGUCAGCAGCGAGGGCGGAGCCGAAACCGAGACGGACAUUAACCUGGAGGUGUCGUUCUCUGAGCAGGCGCUGAGCUAUAGGGAGGACUCAAAGGUCACACUACCUGUCAGCGAGGCCGACGACAAGUUGCCCGACUUCAAGCUGCUGAGGGACAAGACCGGAAUGACUAAACUGGGAGACCUCUCUCCUUCCGACAUGAAGAAAGUCCAUCGUCUCGUUCUGAUCGAGAUGAGCGCUCUGUUCGACACGGCCGGCAUCGAGCUCAAGACGCACAAGCCUCUCAAGAUAAAGGUCAAAGAAACAGGGCUGUUUGGGGUUCCUCUGUCUACCCUGCUGGAACAGGAUCAGAAGAGGUUCCCUGGAACCCGGGUCCCCCUCAUUCUGCAGCGGCUGAUCUCCCACAUUGAGAAGGAGGGUCUGGACACAGAAGGACUCCUCCGUGUCCCUGGAGUUUCCACAAGAGUCAAGGCCGUGUGUCACGACCUGGAAACGAAGUUUUACGAGGGUUUUUUUCCAUGGGAGACACUAAAGCAACACGACGCUGCCAGUUUGGUCAAACUGUUAAUCAGGGAGCUUCCACACCCUCUCCUCACUGUGGAGUACUUCAGCGCUUUUACCUCUGUGCUUAAAUUUCCCACAAAGAAACAACAGCUGCAGGCCCUUAAUCUGCUAGUGCUGCUGCUACCGGAGCCCAGCAGGGACACUCUCAAGGCCCUGCUGGAGUUCCUGCAGAGGGUCAUCGACCAUAAGGAGCAAAACAGGAUGACCCUAAACAACAUUGCCGUGGUAAUGGCACCAAACAUCUUCAUGUUUAAAGGCUUCCGGAGGAAGAUCAGCGAGCAGCAGGAGUUUGCCAUGGCAACCGGAACAGCCAACAUCGUCAGGCUGCUGAUACGAUACCAGAACCUUCUAUGGACCAUCCCGAAGUUCGUGAUCAACCAGGUGCGGAAGCAGAACAUGGAGGACCAGCGGAAGAUGAACAGAGAGAGAGCCAUGAAGAAACUGCUAAAGAAGAUGGCCCAUGAUCGUGUGAAGAAUGACACGCAGGACAGAAGCCCUGAGGUGGACAAUGGCAUCAUCAGGGUCCAGGCACCCCAGUUCUCUAAGGUCUCUAUGGCUCUGCAGCUGACAGAAGAUCUGCAGGCAUCUGACGUCCUCUCACGCUUUCUCAGCCAGGACAGCUCAGUGUCGGUGAAAAAGGAGGAUCUGUGUCUGUAUGAGAUUGGUGGAAACAUCAAAGAGCGCUGUUUGGAUGGGGAGACGUAUAUGAAAGCACUUCUGGAGCUGAACCCCACUGCAGAGUGGGUUAUCAAAUCAGUCCAGCGCUAAUUCUCACUAUACAAACUGCCAAGUAAGCAACUGACACUACAUUUUCUUAAUGGCAAGGACUAACACAAGAUUAAAGGGAAUGUUGAACUUUUCUUAUACACCUGAAGGCCAGUCUGAACUAAGACCACCUUGCUCUUAAAUGACACUUUGGCGCUGGUUUUUAAAAGAAUUCCUGUUAGUUGCUGUGUUUCCUUGAAAUUCAAAGACACUGCCUGCUCUGGGACAUGAUUUGUAGUAAAUUUGUGCUUCAGUAUCUCAGUACAAAAGAUCUUCUACAGAAGACUCCUCCACCAAGCCCCAACCAAGUCUCCACCAAGCCCCAACAAAGUCUCCACCAAGCCCUGAGCAAGUGUGGUGGGGCCCACUCAUACAAAUCUGAUUUCUGUUUGUCCACGUGUGUUCUGCCUGAACUGUGUAAGCACCUUCAGGAUUCUUCGCCAUGCAGGUGUUUAGUGGAACUCAUCUCUAGGUGUUUACUGAAACACUUCUCCAGGUGUUUACUGUGGGUGGAAACCACUCUUGUACGUCUAAUACUUGAGACCCAAGUUGCUAUCAAAAGCCUACAAUACCUAAAGUACCUAACGAUUUCAGCAGUAACCCCCUGCCCACCACCAACACCACAAUUGCACAAACAGAAACAAUUUCAAACUAUAAUUACAUUUUUAUCUUAUAAUCAACACUACACUAUGGAAGUAAAAAGAUCCUUGUUCAUACUCCGAGGGAAUAAACUAAUAAAAGCCCCACUUAAGUGACCCUUUGAGUACACAUUCGCUAAAUGGAACUGAGAAUCAUGAAUACAGAUUCCCUCAUUUACUUCUUUAGAUGACUAGCUGACUGCCACACAUCACCAUUAACUGUUUCAGUUGCAAACAUUUAGAAGCAUGGAAGUGCGUGUGUGGGCUUUUGGAGGUGUGUUAAGGUGUGAGAGGCUAUGAUGCAGUCAGCAGAGAGUCUGUGAGAGCCACCCCACCUGUCACUGUGGACUCCACCUUUCGCAGCUUAGGACCAGGUGUCUGUAGCUUAGGACCAGGUGUCUGUAGCUUAGCAACGUGGUGUCUGUAGUUUAGCAACCCGGGGUCUGUAGCUUAGCAACGUGGUGUCCGUAGUUUAGGACCUGACGUCUGUAGCUUAGCAACCUGGGGUCUGUAGCUUAGCAACCUAGGGGUCUGUAGCUUGGGACCUGGUGUCUGUAGUUUAGGACCUGUGUAGCUGCUGAAGCUCUCUGUAGAGAACGGAGUUUGUAGCCGUGUGACUGUGGGAUACUGAUCGUAGCCAAUGUACUAGUGUCUAUACCUCCCAGAAGGGCUUUUCUAACUAACAGAGCGGCCUCUGCAGGUUCCAAACAGGGCUGUAGCUAAGCUAGCUGUGAACGCAUGAAGACUGCAGGUCACACUUCAGCUAACUCAGGACAGGGACUCGCCUUUGGAAGCAGGCUCCACUUAAAAAUGCACAACUAUAGAGAAUGAGGACACAUCACAUCUGUGUUUUCAGACCAAGACCCAGGACACACAAAGUCAUAUUCAAAUUAAAAAUGUUGUCCCUAUAGUAGCACGGAAUGAAGUCCAUGGUAAAGAAACAUACACACACGCACGCACACACACACACACACACACACACACACACACACACACACACGCACUUCUGUAAUGGUACUUUCAAACAAAGUAAGGCAUCAGCAUUUUUGUGUGCAUGUGCAGUCUUAAUGAAAUUAAAUUGAUUUUGAUUGUUGUUUUGAACGAUGUAGGUGUCAUUUCAAAUGAAUAGUUCAAUUCAGGUGAUUUUUUUAAAGAUUAUUUUAUGUUUAUUUUUUUUUUACUGUGAAUAUGAUAAAAUGUGGCUGUACCGUAUCCUAACAUCAUAAAUAACCACUAAACACUUUUUUAAAAUAAAUAUGUAAUUACA